Messenger RNA from Sitophilus oryzae (rice weevil), 2792 nucleotides. Its product is annotated as NF-X1-type zinc finger protein NFXL1. The transcript is spliced from 12 exons. Gene Ontology annotation, cellular component: nucleus. The coding region runs from base 159 to 2726 and encodes 855 amino acids. The record is from RefSeq and is a predicted model, not a curated record. Gene Ontology annotation, molecular function: DNA-binding transcription factor activity, RNA polymerase II-specific; zinc ion binding; RNA polymerase II transcription regulatory region sequence-specific DNA binding. Lineage: Eukaryota; Metazoa; Arthropoda; Insecta; Coleoptera; Curculionidae. Gene Ontology annotation, biological process: regulation of DNA-templated transcription.
UUUAAAUUUACAAAAAAUUGUUGUGAUUUGUGAUGUGUAUGGUGAUUUCUGUUACGUUGGACCUGGUUGGUCCGCGUUGGACUUCUUUGCGGUGUUCGAUUUUAUUAGAAUAGUAAAAAAGAUCUAGAACAUCUAACCUAACAAUACUUUUGUUAGAAAUGAGCAAUAAAGCAAAACCAAAUCCUUGGAAGCAAAAUAACUCCAAUCAGAAACAGAAAAAAGUGUUGAAGGAUUCUACAAAUGUUGGACCUGGUUUAAGUGCUACAGCUGAACACAAAUUUAAAGAAGCUCAAGCUAAGUUACAGAAUGCGGUUAAGAAACAUAUUAAGGAUUACGAAUCAUCUUCUGAUGAAGAAGAUAUAGAUUCUACAGAUCUAAUUGAGAGUAUUCUUAAACAGUACUCUAAGACUGGUGGGACAAAUGACCAGAUUCUUAAAACACAAACAUUUAUUGAAGAAUCGGUUUUAUCAGGAGCAAUAACCUGCCUUAUAUGUAUCUCCAGAAUUAAAAGAGAUGAUCAGAUAUGGACAUGUAACAAUUGUUUUGGUGGAUUUCACUUAAAUUGCAUUCAAAGAUGGUCAAAGGAUACUGUUAUUCAAUUAAAACAAAGAAUAGAGGAUCAGACUUUGUCGACUGUAAAGUCUUUAUUCUGGUGCUGUCCAAAAUGUCGAUAUGAAUACAACCCAAACCAAAUUCCUGACAAAUACGUUUGUUUUUGUGGAAGAUCUGAAAACCCAAAGUAUCAACCGUUCUUAGUACCGCAUAGUUGUGGUGAACUAUGUCAAAAAGAGUUAAUACCUCGUUGUGGCCACAAGUGUCUUUUAUUAUGUCAUCCAGGACCAUGUCCACCAUGUCCUGUAACUGUCAAUGUUUCUUGUUAUUGUGGCUCGAAUGAACCCGUGACCAAAAGAUGCAGUUUAAGAGGAUGGUCAUGUGGCAAACCCUGUGCCAAAACCUUAUCCUGUAAUAAGCAUGCCUGUAGGGAGCCAUGUCACGAAGGUACUUGCAAGGACUGUUUAAAAAAGAGUAUACAAAAGUGUAUGUGUGGAGGACAACAGAAAUUAAGGGAUUGUAAUUCGCCCAUUUGGCAAUGUGAUAAGGUUUGCGAAAAACCUCUUGAUUGUGGUAAACACAAAUGCGAAAAUGUUUGUCAUGCGGGAGUUUGUGAUACAUGUCCUUUGACAAAACCAAGAACUUGUCCUUGUGGCAAGACAAAAUAUCAACUGCCUUGUACUGAAAGUACACCCACUUGUCCAGACACUUGUGGGAAAUUAUUGGAAUGUGGAAUACAUACUUGUAAUUUCAGAUGUCAUAAGGAUAAGUGUGGUUUGUGUUUAGAAAUGGUAACUAAGGCCUGCAGAUGUCAUCACCAUUUCAAAGAAAUUCAAUGUUGCAAGCAAUACCUGUGCGAAACAAAAUGUAAAAAAUUGAAAGAUUGCAAUAAACAUCCUUGCAACAGAAAGUGUUGUGAUGGGAACUGUCCACCGUGUGAAAAACCUUGUGGACAAACAUUGCAAUGUGGGAAUCACAAAUGCCCGUCUGUUUGUCACAGAGGUCCGUGUUUUCCUUGUCAGCAAACAAAUACACUGUCUUGCAGAUGUGGAGGUACUAAGAUUACAGUACCUUGUGGCAAAAGGCAUAAAGUAAAGCCACCAAAAUGCACUAAACCAUGCAAAAUACCUCCCAAUUGUCAUCACCAAAAGCGCGACAAUCACAAGUGUCACUUCGGUGACUGCCCAUCAUGUCGCCAAACUUGCAAAAAGUCCAGAUCGAGUUGCUCACAUUUGUGUACGGCAGUUUGUCACUCAUCGGUGGUCGUUAAAAUUGAGGCACAAAAGGCUACAAUGCCUUGGGAACAAACGUCUCCACAAUUUGAAAGAAAAUGCCUUCCGUGUCCAGAUUGCAAGGAACCCGUCAUGGUGACUUGUUUGGGAGAACAUGAGACAUCGCCAUGGCCUUGUCAUUUAGCAAAACCAUCAAACUGCGGCAGACCAUGCGGCAGAAUACUUCGAUGUACCAAUCAUACCUGUUCAUUGUCUUGUCACGUCGUUGAAUGCACCAGCGAUAAACUUUUGGCUGGAUCUAACUGUGAAUCGUGCGAAAAUCCAUGUUCGAAACCACGUCCAGAAGGGUGUGCGCAUUCCUGUCCGAAACCGUGUCAUCCGGAUGCAUGUCCACCGUGCAAACAAAUGCUGAGGAUAAAGUGCCAUUGUGGCCUUACCCAGCCUUAUGUGCCCUGUUCGAGUUGGCAAGAUGUCGAAAAAAGAGAGGAAUUGCAAAGUUGUGGCAAUCAGUGUCCUAAAAAUUAUCCUUGCGGCCAUCGCUGCAAGUCCAACUGUCAUUCUGGCCAGUGUCCUAAUCCAGAAUCGUGCAAGAAAAAAAUGAAAAUAACCUGUAAUUGCAAGAGAUUAAAGAAAGAAUUCCAGUGCGAGGCUAUUCGCAAUGGUUUAGCCAAAGCGGAGUGCGACGAAGUUUGCAAAGAGAAACAAGAAGAAGGGAGAAAGAAGAGACAAGCGGACGAAGCGAUAAGACUAAAAGAACAAGAAUUGAAAAAUAAAAAAGAAUUGGAAGAAUACGAGAAGAAACUGAUUGGAAAGAAGAAAUCCAAAGGAAAAAGGAUUAAUGAAGAAGUUGAAGAGAGUAGUUUCAUUGGGAAAUAUUGGAUAGUAAUAUUGUCCGUAUUUUUGGUUGUGACAUCGGUAGUUAUUUAUCAAGCACUUAGUUAGUUAGGUUAUUAGUUUAUUUAUACAGGGUUAUAAGUUUUUGUGAAAUUAAAUAAACACUUUGAAGUA